UUAAAGAACAUGUCUUGCCAUACUCUUCUCAUAGAAAAGAUUUCAAAAUUUGUGCGUCUUCUACCACCAUCACCACCACUUCUACACCUCCUUUACCAUCUUUUAUUAGUGGACCAAAGAUUUGGAGAAUAAAUAACUUUGAUAUUGGAUUUGGGCUUGGUAAAGGACAAUAUGGAGAUGUUUAUCUUGCAAGAGAGAAAACAAGUGGAUAUAUCGUUGCAUUGAAAGCAAUGUACAUACCAAAGAUGAUUGAACUUAAUGUUGAAAAACAAUUGAGAAGAGAAAUUGAAAUACAAAAAAACCAUGUAUUUCUGAUUCUUGAAUAUGCAGCUAAUGGAGAAAUUUAUAAACAUCUUAGAAAGUGUACUAGAUUUACUGAAAAGCGUGCAUCAAGGUAUAUUGCUCAGAUGGCACAUGCUUUAGUUUAUCUUCACCAUAAAAAUAUAAUCCAUCGAGACAUUAAGCCUGAAAAUCUUUUAUUGGGUCCAAACAAUGAUCUUAAAAUAGCUGACUUUGGUUGGUCAGUACAUGCUCCUGGUCAAAGACGUAGAACAUUUUGUGGCACAUUGGAUUAUCUUCCACCAGAGAUGGUUGAUGGUCUAGUUCAUGAUUCAAAGGCUGACUUGUGGAAUCUUGGAGUUUUAUGUUAUGAACUGUUGUCUGGUACAGUUCCAUUUUCAGGACCAGGUGGUCGCGAAGAUCGUUACAAUAGAUAUGGAUUUUAUGAUAUUCUUGCAUCAACUUGA
Molecule: messenger RNA, 746 nt
Organism: Entrophospora candida
Lineage: Eukaryota; Fungi; Glomeromycota; Glomeromycetes; Entrophosporales; Entrophosporaceae
Source: the annotation of a GenBank genome assembly